UUCCUUCUUGGCUUUGACCAUAUUCAGAGUUUCACUUUGUUCCUUUUCAUUUUAUUUGUGAUGGUCUAUGUCCUGACAAUGUUCGGGAAUGUCCUCAUUGUUGUAUUGGUAUCUAUCAGCCAACGUCUCCAAUCCCCCAUGUAUCUGUUUCUCAGAAAUCUCUCUUUUUGUGAAGUUCUUUUUACUACAAACAUCGUCCCAAAAAUGCUCCAAGUCAUAUGGCACGAUGGCAGCAGCAUAUCGUUUUUCGGCUGCGCAAGUCAGCUCUAUUUGUUUGGUGCCACUGGAAUCGCCGAAUGUCUCCUGCUUACGUCCAUGUCUUAUGAUCGGUAUUUGGCCAUUUGUAAGCCUUUGCAUUAUUUUUCCAUCAUGAAUGUCAAGCGAUACUUGUACCUUGUCAUCUUUUCGUGGCUGUGCGCAAUAAUCUUACCGGCCAUCUCUAUUGGACUCAUCUGCAUGCUGGAUUUUUGUGGACCCAGCGUGGUUGACCAUUUCUUUUGUGAUCUCGCUCCUGUUCUUGAACUUUCUUGUUCAGAUACUUCCACUGUGGAAUUUGAAGUGUUUGCUCAAACAGUUCCUGUUUUUGUUUUCACAUUUAUUUACAUUGUAGCAACCUAUGUGUUCAUCUUCCUUGCUAUCUUGAAGAUAACAUCUACAGUUGGGCGUCAGAAAGCCUUCUCUACGUGUAGUUCCCACCUGACAGUGGUGUGUAUAUAUUAUGGGACCAUGAUAUGUCUGUAUGUCACCCCAAGUGGAAGGCAAUCUGUAAAAGUCAAUAAGACUCUAUCUUUGCUCUAUAGUGUGGUGACACCGUUAUUAAACCCAAUCAUUUAUAGCCUCAGAAAUCAAGAAAUUAGAAAUGUUAUUCAAAAAAUUAUUUUAAAAAAAACUUAG
This is a messenger RNA of Nanorana parkeri, 894 nucleotides long. RefSeq names its product olfactory receptor 10A7-like. Bases 61 to 894 code for a protein of 277 amino acids. Gene Ontology annotation, molecular function: olfactory receptor activity; G protein-coupled receptor activity. The transcript has a single exon. Gene Ontology annotation, cellular component: membrane. The record is from RefSeq and is a predicted model, not a curated record. Gene Ontology annotation, biological process: G protein-coupled receptor signaling pathway. NCBI's taxonomy places the organism in Eukaryota, Metazoa, Chordata, Amphibia, Anura, Dicroglossidae.